AUGGGCGGCGUCCUCGUCCGGGCCGUCCGCAAGCUGUUUGGCAACGGGAGCAAGAAGACCCGGCUGCUGAUGCUGGGCCUCGACGCAGCAGGCAAGACCACCGUGCUCCACAACCUGGCGCUGGGCGAGGUGGUGGAGACAACGCCUACGCUCGGAUUCAACGUUCGCGGCAUCGAGCAUGAGAAGCUGUCCUUUGACGUGUGGGAUGUUGCCGGCCAGUCGCGGGUCCGCCCGCUGUGGAAGCACUACAUCAUCCAGUCGUGUGGCCUCAUCUGGGUCAUCGACUCGACAGACAUGGAGCGGUUCUACGAGUCCAAGGACGAGCUCGCGACUAUACUGGCUGAGCCUGAGCUCAAGUUUGCGCCCGUCCUCAUCCUCGCCAACAAGCAAGACAUGGAGCACGCAGCCAGCGUUGACACCAUCAUCGAGGAGUUUGAUCUCAUCGACCUCCUUGGCGAGGCGCGGACAUGGACCAUCAUGCCCACCAUCGCCACAGCCACAGAUCCCACCGAGUCGGGCCUUCCGGCCGCCCUUGAGUGGAUGGCCACCGCCUUGAACACCGACGGCGACAGCUGA
Molecule: messenger RNA, 576 nt
Organism: Thecamonas trahens ATCC 50062
Lineage: Eukaryota; Apusomonadida; Apusomonadidae
Product: ADP-ribosylation factor 5
Exons: 1
Coding region: 1-576 (191 amino acids)
Biological process (GO): intracellular protein transport; vesicle-mediated transport
Cellular component (GO): cytoplasm
Molecular function (GO): GTP binding; GTPase activity
Source: RefSeq, a predicted model, not a curated record